Messenger RNA from Epinephelus moara (kelp grouper), 1000 nucleotides. RefSeq names its product interferon-induced protein 44-like. Bases 105 to 962 code for a protein of 285 amino acids. The record is from RefSeq and is a predicted model, not a curated record. The transcript has 8 exons. NCBI's taxonomy places the organism in Eukaryota, Metazoa, Chordata, Actinopteri, Perciformes, Serranidae.
CGCUGUCCUGCCUUUAGGUUUCACUUUCUUUUCUAUGUAAAGGAACCCGUCUCUGUUCAGUUGUCUUAUCAUUCGCCACGUCCAGAGUUUCACACAGCGGUAAAAUGCAGAAAUCAUUUGGAAGUCUGGUCAGGGCGCCCACCUUUUCAUUUAACAUAGCCUCCAAAGCUCCAACUACUUCAUCCCAACCCACUGUUGGAAAGGCAGCAGAAGAUGCUCUCAGCGCCUCCAUAUUCGCCAGCUCAACAGAGAGAGAGAACAAACCUUUGUUUACAUUGCCAAGAGCUCAAGGAACAUUGGAAUCUCCAUGGAGAGACGUGGAGUGGACAGAAGAGCAAAGGACAAGCCUGAUGAAGACUGUCAGCUCCUACAGGCAGAGCUGUGACGAGGGGACUCAGGCUCGGGUUCUCCUCCUGGGCCCGGUCGGCUCUGGAAAAUCCAGCUUUGUCAGUUCAGUCCAGUCAGUGUUUAAUGGAAGAGUCACCAACUGGGCCAUGGUGGGCUCCUCUUCGAUCAGCUUCACCAAGAAGUCCUUCAACAUCCAUGGUCAGAAGGGAGAGGAUCCUACUGGACUGGUGCUGUGCGAUAUUGUUGGACUGGGGGGUGAAGAGAUGGCCGGACUGACCCUCCAUGACAUCCUGUCUGUCAUUAAAGGUCAUGUACCUGAGGGACACAAGUUUAGCCCAGAUCAGCCAGUGAGGUCUGAGACUGUGGGCUAUGUGAAGAGGCCAAGCCUCAAAGACAAGAUCCAUUGUGUGGCCUUUGUGGUGGACGCCUCUAAAAUCCUGACCUACUCCAAACGCUUCAGCAUCACCUUCCAGAAUCUCCGAGAGCACAUCAGUGACCUGGGUGUCCACCAGGUGGCUCUGCUGACCCACAUAGACAAAAUAUGUCCAGAAACUGCCAAAGAUGUCACUCAGGUUUACAAGAGCCACAUCAUUCGCGACACGUGGCUUGGAUGAUAGAAUUUGUUUUCACUGCUGCUCUACAUGAGUUAAAA